This is a messenger RNA of Trichoplax adhaerens, 2109 nucleotides long. RefSeq lists its product as uncharacterized. The record is from RefSeq and is a predicted model, not a curated record. The transcript is spliced from 18 exons. The coding region runs from base 1 to 2109 and encodes 702 amino acids. NCBI's taxonomy places the organism in Eukaryota, Metazoa, Placozoa, Uniplacotomia, Trichoplacea, Trichoplacidae.
AUGUCACCAGUCGUUCGAGGGUGUGCUGCUCUUUCACUUUCUCAGCUGAUAGCACAUUUAGCAGAAAUCGAAUCAGAAAAAUCACAGCUUGUUAUGUAUGCUUUAACAGAAGAAUUUGCAACUACCAAUAGGGAUAACAGUUCUCCAUUUCUGCUUCUAUCGAAUACUGCAUUAGGGUGUCUGAUAAACAAAUUACUAUCAGCUCCUAGUAGUGUGACCGCAAAUCCAAAAUUGCAUAUCAACAUAUCCAUAGCCAUAAAAUCGCUACAGGAUGCUGUGUGUGAUGAUACCUUUAAAUUCAAAAAUGAAGCUGCUUGCAGCUUAGCUAUUGCUGUCGCUAAAUUUUCACGGCAUGAAGACAAUUUUAAAUCCGUAUCGGAGAUUAAAAAUAUCUUAAUUCAGAAGCUGAGUGAAUGUAGCAACCAGUGUGAUCAAAAUCUUGUCCAAAACCUCACUUAUUCUCUAGCGAUGAUAAUUUCGACAAUGAUACGAAAUGAAUGGAUAAGUGCUAGCGAAAUUUCACAACUAGAUGAUAUGAUUUCUAACAUUAUGGCUGGAACCGAGUCUAUAAAUCAGCGAGCUAUUGGUAUGCUGAUGCGAUCGUAUCAAGUUUUGAAUAUUUCGGAAUUAAACAAUAAAAGUCUGCAAAAAUUGCAAGAAUGGGGAAAUAUACUCAAAGGACAGAUCGUUAGUGCAGAUGCUGAAUUAUCAAUACUUGCAGGUCUGUGUGGAUAUUUUGGCAGUGAAAACAUUUGGACCCGUCAAUCGCAAGUCCUGUAUACCGCUAAAGAGCUGUUAUUCAUUAAAGGCGUGUACCAUAGAUUAAACAAGAUACAAAUGCACUAUGUGUUAUGCAUGAUAGAAGAUUUUGCCUCUAUGCCUGCAGAAAAGGUCAAAGCAACAUUAUCAUGCUUACUUGAAGCUACUAAGAAUGAAUCCGUUUCCCUACCACCAGCGGACUGGUCUUCUAUUCUAAAUCAUAUUGUAGAAAUUGACAGAAGCCAGGAAAUGGAAGAUAUCUGCUUAGAAUUUGCACUGCAGAAUAUUAAAUCUGGAGCUCUAAAAUUUCUUCAUGAUAGGAUAGCGCCAUCUAGAUUUCGCACGCUUUCGCAUCGUUCCAAAUGUACAUUGUUGUCAUCUUAUUUCACUAUGAUGACUGCCGUACCUGAAUGGCAAAUACAGUCUUUUACUGAAGGCCCAUUCCGAGAUUCUUUCGAUCUUUUGAAAUCCGAUUCGCUGUUGGUUACCAAUGCUUUCAUAGGAUUAAGUCAAGCACUGAAGAAUAAGUCGCACAUUUAUAAAAAUUGCAUGAACUGUAUCAUUAGCUGCCUUGAUUCGAUAGUUAGUAAUUGGACUAUAGAACAAAUUACGCAUCAUAGAAUCUUUUUCGAAUGUUUAUCCUUGUUAUCGGCAGUAGAGAUUAGGCUAUUAUUAAAGGGUCAAUUUAGUAAAGACAUUAGCAUUUGUCAUCACUUGGUUAAACUAUAUAAUUAUCCAGUAGAAUUUUUGAGUGCCUAUUUGCCAUGGACAAUUCAGGAACAUCAUGACAUGACUGAAUUGGACAUAGCUUUGCUAAGUACUAUCGAAACCAUACUAUGUUCCAGCAGUAAUGCCAUCGAUACCCAUCAGAGUCAAUUUACAUUGGAAUGGCUUGUAGAACAAUUAAAUCCCAUGAGUGACUUUUUACUAAACUUACAAGUUACUUCCAAUGAUUUAUCCAAGGUAAUAGUGGAUUUUCUGGCCGUUAUCUGCUCCGUUUUGAUUUGCUUAGAUCAACAAACGAAGAUACUAUUUUACUUUUAUCCUUUUAAUUGUCAGCUCCAGUUACAUGAUCGAUUUGUAGGUAGUUCCACGAUUGUAGAGCGUCUCGCUAAAUAUCUACCCGAUCGCAUUAACCAGCUUUCAAGUCAGGCCUCUUUAUAUCUAAGUCAACCGUUAUUGAAUUGGUUUACUGAUUUGCGUCAAAACUUUGGCGAUCAACUAACGAAGCCAUUGCGUCUAAUUUUAAAUGCAUGUGAGCAAAGCUGCCUUGGUACUAAUAAAGAAAUUCAAUUGAAAAAUACAUCUAAAUAUUUAUCCCAUGUAUUUCAUGAUAUAAUAUCUAAUUGA